GACGCGCGGCGGGCGGGCGGAAGGGGCGGCCCGGGCGCGGCGGCGAUGGCGGCGGCCGGGCCGGAGCGGCCGCGGCUGUGGCAGGAGGCGGCGGCGCUGGCGGGCGCGGUGCGCGGCGCGCUGGGGCCGCGGGGCGGGCGGGCGCUGCUGCUGCGGCCCACGGGCGAGGCGAUGCCGACGCGGGACGGGCGGCGGCUGCUGGAGGCGCUGAGCGUGGAGCCGCCCGCGGCCAGGGUGAUGGCGGCCCGCGCCUGCAGCCACCGCGCCGCGACGGGGGACGGCGCCAAGAGCUUCGUGGUGCUGCUGGCGGCCGUGCUGGGCGGGCUGCGGGCGGUGGGCGGCGGCGCCGGGCUGCGGCGGGCGCUGCGCGACUUCGAGACGCAAGUGCUGGAGCGGGCGGCGGCGCGGGAGCUGCGGCGGCACCUGAGGCCGGCGCCGCCCGGGUCGCUGGAGCCGCUGCUGGAGCCGUACCUGGCCGGCCGGCUGGGCCCCGGCGAGCGGCGGCGCCUGGCGCGGCUCUGCGCUGAGAUGUGCCGGCGCUGCGCCCCGGCCAACGCCGCACGCCCGCAGGUGCUGCGGCUCCUCGGCCGCUGGUUCGCGGAGCUGCACGCCGCCGUGCCCGGCCUGCCCCUAGCGAGCUCCAGGGUCCUGCCCGGCAUCGUCCUCCGCAGGGACUUCGCUGCCUACUGCCCGACGGACGGGGAGCUGCGGGCCCUGCUCGUCACCGAGCCCCUGCGGCCCGCCCUGACGGCCCCCGGUGUGGAGUUUGUUGUAGACUCCGAAGGUCAGUAUCAGGCUUCCCUGCGCUGGAUCACUAAGAGGACAGAAGCCUUAAUGAAACACUUGCAGAGUAACAACGUUAAGCUGUUACUGUCGAGUGUGAAGCAAGAAGACAUAGUUAUCUACUAUGCCAAAUUAUAUGGUGUGUCUGUGGUAGAGUGCUUAUCGUCAGAAGAAACGGCCCUUAUCAGUGAAAUCACUGGUGUUUCCCCUUACGUGCCUUUUGGUGAUAACAUGGACAGAGAAAUAACCGAAACUGCUGUGGUAACGUUUUGCCAGCCCUUACUGCUCGUCUCCAAGAGAUGCGUCCACAUUGGUUUCGCCAGUGUGUGUGCCUUCCAGCCCCACUGCCUGAUCCUGUGUGGGCCGGUCGAUGGCGUUAAUGAGCAACAUGCUGCUGCUUUACAAGAGGCGUUUACAAUGCUGCAGCAGCUGUUUAAAACAGUUGAUCACAGGGAGGAAUGGAAAGCAGAAGGUGAAAGCCAGAGUAAAGCCUCAGAUGUUUACACUUGGCAUUCUUCAGCUACUCAGAAACAACUGGUAAUAGAAAAUACUUGUAGUACUAACCAGGUUUCUGAGUGUCAGCUGAAAGCACUUAGUGACAAAACAGAGAGGAAAAGUUUCGACCCUGAUAAAAGUGAUCUGCUGGUCCACAGUCAAAAGAACCACAGCACUCCUGUGUUAGAGGCACAUAACACUGAUAGAGUCACUGUGUGUGAGUGCCUGGAUGUUGGCAAAGGUCUAGAGAAAACAUGUUGCCAUAUAGUUCCAUUUAAACAGGAGGAGAGUUGUGCAGGUAUUGCACAGGAUUACUCCAACUGCCUCAUAGAAGCUGGAUCAGUUUUGCCAGUAGGAGGUUACUUUGAAAUUCUGUUACAUUAUUAUAUUCAGCAUUAUGCAAAGCAGUGUCAGCAGUCAGAAGUAGCCAUUGUAUCUAAUGUGGUUGCUGAUGCUUUGCUAAGUAUUCCCAAGGCCUUGUACCAGACAGCAGAGCGAGAUGGCUUUACCAAAUUCUAUCUUGAAGCCAUUGAUUUACUCCGAAAAAAUCAGCCACUGCCUGUGAACGGUGAAGGCUUAGAGUCAGUGUAUUGCAAAUACCAGCUGGUCAUUUCAGUUCUUCAUUGUGUUGCAGAGCUUCUCUCCAUAGACUUAGUAAUUGGUAUUAGGCAGCCGCUCCAAAAAAUUGAGGAUUGUGACUCAGAAGAUGACACUUGAAAUCAUUAAUAAAGAAUGAUUUUUAUCUGUGUUGUGUCCUUGUGUCUUAUUGUCAAAUGGACACCCUCAAAAGUCUGUGCUAGAGACUAAAAGAUGCUUCUUCUCUUAGAUGAUAAAGGCUAACCAGCUGAGACUGUGGAAAACUGGGUUGUGAAUAUGAGUUUGACAUUUUGAGUGUGGGGAAGUGUAGCUGAUUUCCACUGCAGAAGAUGUGCAGUGCAGUCUCCAUCCACAUGCUGAGGAUCCUGUGUACAUUCAAACCAUGGGUCAGUUUUGCCUCUUUUUUCACAAGCUAGAUGUAAUUUGUUUUCUUGGCAUAUUAAAGGUUGCCAGUAUGACACAAGCUACUGAAUUUUCAAGUUACAAACCGAGAGGUGGAUUUUGUAGCCUUCAUAAUUAACCAGAUUAAAUGUUUUUGGUUUUUUUUUUUUAAUAAAAUACUUUGUAUACAUCAUGAUUUUGACUAUAAAGGGGAAAAUAAAACUUGUUAGCCUGUUCAGCACUAGGGCAGGCAGCAGUAAACCCCUGUAGUGUAUCCCAAUGAAGAAUUUUCUGAUAGGAGAUGCAGCAUUUUUAUCUUCCAUUGCGUUCAUUUCAGUUGAACUAGAAGAGUUAAGAAUUAUUUCAUACCAUGACUUUAUGGCAGUUUCUCUGGAAAAUUAGUUUAUAUGACAUUGCUUAGUACAACUCUGAAUUUUAACUACAGUGGGUGGAGUUGUGGUCCUAGUAUAAAAGGCUGUGUACUUACGGGAAAAGUUUACUCAGGCACUAAAGCAGUUCUGUUUUUCAAACAGAAAAGAAACAGUUCAGUCUGAUCGUUAGGGAUUUUAUUCUGGGUUUGUUUUUUAGUUGGUUCUGUUUUUUCCUAGUUCUUUUUUCCCCAGAAUUUUCACCGUAAUAAUAUUUUCUUUAAGUGCAGUAGUACCUGCAUGUGUACCUCCCUUUCUGCUGGGUCCUAAAAACUACAGGUUUGAUGGAGGAGGUUUUUGAGUAACUUGACCAGCUGCAGCUGAUAAUGGUAUCAAAUUGGUUCUCUCUGCAUUUCCCAGUGUUGCAUAAUACUGAGAGUAAUGGCUUUUUUUUUAAUCUACCAUCAAAUAAAAUUUAGUGGGGCUGUUCAAAACCAUAGGCAUAAAUCAUAUUUACCUGCUAUACCCGAGAUGAUUACAACUAGAAAAGAGAUUUUUCCCCUCCAUUAAUUUAGGCUUUUCCUUUUUCAGUUUUUUCAGAAGACUCAAACCACCAAAGCUCUUUCAGGUGUUUUGUCAGCAGUGUUUCAUUUGACUGCAAUUUUCUGUUGACAUUUUACAUAUAUUCCUGGUAAUAUAAAACAUGGUAAUAAUUUUUUUCCUGACGAAUACACUCUUACAGAGAUCUACAGAUGAAUAAUAGUGAAAUUCAGGGCUCACUAGAGUGACUUUUUUACUAAAGAACUAAGGGCAGUAAUUGGUUUUGUUAGAAUCUUUUGGCAGGUGUGAGGGCAGGAGAGAAUUAAACAGGAAAGAGAAUCCCAUUGUUGCUGCCAUGUGCUCUUGGAAGCUGCUUAAUAUGACAGGUUUAGUAUGAGCCUAGAGAAAUCUCUGUUGUGGAAGGUUCCAGAGCUGUGUGCCCUGUUCUGCCUGGACGGCAUUGGGAGCUCCCACCAGCCCUGGCACUUCAGCAGCCACUUGGGUCUGCAUUUUACUGCUGUAAUGAGCUGAUGAGACAGUUUUGCUCUUGCACAAAUUUCUGCAAUACUUUCUUAAAACCACUGACCAACUUGCUGGCCAGAGAGGAGUGAUUUGCUCUGUGGUAGUCUAACAACUGUGCUAUAGAACAUGUGAAGCCUGGCAGCAGCGGGGGUUCUCUGCAGAAGCAGCUUUUGUAUUCCAAAUCAAGGUGCUGUCUAAAUAAAGAGAGUACUGUGUCAUUUCACAUUACUUUAUACCAUUUGCACAUCUGAUUACUUUCAGAUUUACUGCAGUUUCUUUGAAAGGUUAAAAAUAUUUUGUUACAUGAACAGCCUUCUGGUCAUUUGAUUUAAAUUGUGUCAUUCUUACUGGGAAAAAGAAAUUGCAGAAACUUUAUCAUAUAUAGAACUUUUACUUUUGCAUGCCAGAGAUAUAAAGGAGAAUUAAAAAAUGACAAUUAUAUAAAACUUUUUUCUGACCUGUUUUUGGUGAAACCUCGAGUCUGAAGAUUCAUUGAGGCAGGAACUAUAUUUCUAUGACUUCUCUGCCCUUUUACAUUUUAAGAAUUAUCUGUUAUCUUGAACCACCGUUUCCCUGUUCUGUCUGCAGAACUGGGAUCAUGGCAGGCUUUUCCCUUGGGGAGGAAUGUCCCUUCAUUCUUUGUCCUGGUUUGCAGAAGUGCAUGCUUGCUCAGGAUUUGGCUGUUUGGUUCCAGUCCUGGAGUCUAAGCUCAUUAAAGAUGUUCACCAGCUCAAGGGGGGAAAAAAGGCAUUAACUUAGUCUUUGGAGAGAAGAACAGAUUUACUGCUGGAUUCAGCCCUUCCUUAUCCUUAGGAGUCUUCUUCAGUAAUUAGCCUGGAUGUAAACAUGAUCUAUCUUAGAAAAUAUUUUGGGUUCACAGCUAUCCCAUCUACCCUUUAAGAGAAAGGCUGCUUGUAGCCCUGAGAAGCAGCUCAGUCUGUCUUCUGGGCUCUGGCUUGAGUACUGUCACUGCCAUUUCUGCUCUUCUGGUGUUUCUGACCUGCUUCAGCAGCAGCCCCACAUUGCAGAGACUGCUUGGGCUGUUAAUGUUCCUUGGUGCCUAAGUUUUAGGUAUGCAAUAGCUCAUGACAUCUCACAGCUAUCCCGAUUUUUCAAGCUGUCCCUAGCUGUGGCUUGCCCUUUGGCAGGGGGACAAGUGAUCUCUUGACACAGUGACAGGGACCAAAGAGGUUACCUGGGACAGCUUAGGACAACAUGUUUACUCACCCAGUGUGUUGGGGCAUUCACUGGGGUUGUAAGAGCCUAUGGCUUUUUCUUCAUGCACUGUUUCACAGAGAUUAUUUCUAUUUUUCACCAUUAUUCUAUUAUUUUUAUAUUUCUAAAUAUGGGUUGGCCUCCAUGCAAACUGGAAGCUAGGUGCACAUGGACAUGUGUUUCAACUCCGAUCCAGUCUUGAAAUACGACAUAAAGUUCCGGGAUACUGAUGCUAAUAGUGAUGCCUUAAGUUCUAGCUUUCAUAUUUUUCAGAUUCUGUACUGCCUUAGUGUGUAACUGUGAACUUCAUAUAAAGUGUUACCAAGUUCUCUUCACAGUUUAGUUAGACAAAACAAUCCUUUUUUAGCCUGAGACCCAAGGACACCGUUGCAGCUUCAGGCCCAAAAGUUAUAAACAACAGUGAAUUGAGAAGAGCAGUCUGGGAGGAUGGGACUUCCUAACCUGUAGCUGUAAUUGGACAUUUAACCCCAAUAUGCUAAUGGACCAAAACUUAUAAAAGUGUAAAAUUCGUGACUGGAUGUCCAUCUUGCAUCCAUCUUGGGGAGAGACACAGCUGGGCUCUUGUACCAGCCAAGGUUCAUCCUUUGAAGGCCUUUUAAUAAAUACCUACUUUAUUCCUUUAACUCGGUCUAGCCUCUCUUCCAGGUAGCCUCUCUAGGCAUCAACAGCCUAAGAUUAAAAGAAUGGCUUUUAGAACAUCUUGAUGUUUAACUCUCCUUUCUGCAGCACUUAGCAAACUUAGAGUCUGCCCCACAUGAAAUUCAUCAGAAUAUUUUGAAGGCAUUCACCUCACCCACAAGGACUUGUAGGUAUAUUUGAAGUGAAGUAAUCCUAUUUGUUAGGCAGCAGAUUCAUAUAUACAGGCAGAUAGUUUCUCUUUUUUCUUACAUUUUAAAAACCCUGGUUUAAAUAUAUGUGUCUAGUAACAUGCAGUGAGACUAGGUUGAAACUGCCUCCUGCAUGCAGUUCUUGAGAAUAGGAAUAAUCUAUUUACAUGACAGGAACACACUGGUUUUUAUUUGUUGGUUUGAGUGAGGGUCAAGUCUGAACAGAGGUUUGCAGGGGCUGGGACCACACUGAGGCAGGCACUGUUCCUGAGCUCUCCUGGAGCUGCUGUCCCCACUGCCGACCCCGCCAGCUCCUUACUGCUCAGCACCUUCCCUGGCCGUGCUCGCUGCUCUCCCUGGUUACCAAACAGGUAUGGCUCAACCUCUGUAGUGGAAGUUAUGCAACCUGAGAGUGGCCUUACAUUUUCAUCCAUGCUUAGCUGACCUUCAGCAUUUUUGGCAGCUAUACAGAGAGCAUCAUUAAAUAGGAACCAGACACAACAAAGAACAUUGUUAUGUUGUGCCACAAAUCUCACGCUGCUGAAUCACAUUUGUAAGAGGGGAUAGGAGAAUGCAACAUUUUGUUUAGGAACAUAGUGGCAUAUUUUAUAUUUUUCUGUAUAUUUUUUAUGCAUAAAAAUUAUAUUGUUUCUGUUGCUAUCUCUAGAAGUCAUCUUCCAGAGCCCAAAGGUAGGGGAUUAAUAACGCCGUGUGAGAAGAUUAAGGAAGAUUAAAUUCUUCACUUGCAUAUGUCUCCUGGACUUCACUAGAAUUGUAUUCAUCUGUUCUAAAUGUCCUUUUUGUUACAUGACAUAUCUGCUAUCAGUGGUAGAAACUUUUGAUUUCAUUGCUGAAUUAUUUCUUUACUUGUUUAGGUUAAUCUAUCCUCUUGCAUUAUUUUUUUAGUCAGGUUCUUUUAAAUCUUAUGUUAAGAGAGAGAAACUUUCAAUGUUCAGUUGCAAAAUUCUGUUCAGUU
This is a messenger RNA of Motacilla alba alba, 6725 nucleotides long. It is a transcript of the gene BBS10, whose product is annotated as Bardet-Biedl syndrome 10. Gene Ontology annotation, molecular function: ATP binding; ATP-dependent protein folding chaperone. Gene Ontology annotation, biological process: chaperone-mediated protein complex assembly. The coding region runs from base 46 to 1995 and encodes 649 amino acids. The record is from RefSeq and is a predicted model, not a curated record. The transcript has 2 exons. Lineage: Eukaryota; Metazoa; Chordata; Aves; Passeriformes; Motacillidae.